AUCACUAAAAUAUUUAGUUGUAAAGAAUUCCAAAAGCAUUCCAAAAACGGUAAUGUUUUCAAAAGGAGGGGCUACUCCACCUCCUUCCAUUUAGUUUGAGCCUUUUGAGAUCAGGAUUCAGGGUUGGAUUAUGGUUAGGUUGAUGUGAGUUGCUUUUCCAAGUGAGAGAAAUGAAGUCCAAGUGUUUCUUUGUCUAUUCUUAUUAAAUUAGUCCGGAUAUUUUCAGCCGUUAGUUUCAGAGAAAAAUGUGUUUUUUUUUCCCGAGAAAAAUUAAAUCUAAAAAUACCCAAAUAAUUGAAGGAUGGAGAUGGUGUAGGACAUUUGAGUUUGUUUCCUUUAUUUAUGAACACAUUUUCAAUGAGCAGAAGCUAAGAGGCAAAUUCUAAUAUCAAAUAUAAAUUUGCAAAAAACCAAAUUUAUAAUUUUUGAAUCCAUCAACAGAGGAAGAAAUGGUGUUUAGGAUUAAAAUAUAAAGGGUUACCAUAAAAAUAAAAGCGUGGGGAAAUGCGGUGGAGAUUGGGUCGCGGGGGAAUCGAAGGAACAUGGCGGACCUUGGGUUGGGUCCCCCGUUUUCAAAGGCUCUACCAUUCCACUUUCCAAUUUCUCCCUCCCGUUUUCACUCUGCACCAAGGUCUCUCACCAUGGCUGCCGAUCAUCCCCAUUCCUACUCCUUUUCUAACCCUAACCCUAUUCCUGACCCAUCAACUUCCCAGCCUUCCUUGCUCGUCUUCUCAGGUGGCACUGCCUUUAAUGGUGUUGUGGAAGAGCUUAAAAAAUUAACAACUUGUGUUGCACAUGUUCUCCCUGUUUCUGAUGAUGGAGGGAGUACUGCUGAGAUCGUUCGUGUGCUUGGUGGCCCAGCAGUUGGAGACAUACGAUCAAGAUGUUUGAGAUUGUCUGACCAAAGUACUUCAGAGGCUCUUGCUGUGCGCAAAUUGCUUGGUCAUCGCUUGCCUCUUGAUGCACAAGCAGCCAAAUUAGAAUGGUAUCAGAUUGUGGAAGGAGAGCAUGCUCUUUGGGAAGGGGUAUCAAAGCCCUACAGGGAAACAAUUCGAUCUUUUUUAGCUUACUUUCAGAAUCAGAUUCUUCGACGGUCUAAGGAAUCAUUUUGUUUCAGUAAUGGCAGCAUUGGGAAUUUUUUCUUUGCAGGAGCUCGCAUAUUCUUUGACUCUUUAGAUGCUGCAAUAUUUUUGUUUUCACGUGUUUCAGAUCUUCCCACAGAAAGUCUUAUCCUUCCAGUAAUUUCCACCAAUGACAGGUUUACACUGGGAUGUGAAUUGUGGGAUGGAUCUAUUAUACGUGGUCAGAAUGAGAUAUCUCAUCCAACAAGUGGAUCCAUGCAACCAAUAAACAAGGAAAUCUCUUCAGUUCGACCUCUACCUUCAGCAAUAAAGCGGGUGUUCUAUAUGUCAAGUGAAGGAAGAAAUUUGUUGCAUGAGGUGUUCCCCACAGCAAACCCAGCUGUGCUGGACCAGUUAAGCAAUGUAGAUUGCAUUGUUUAUGCUAUGGGCUCCCUCUUUACUUCCAUUUGCCCAUCACUGGUAUUACUUGGCAUAGGGGAGAUUAUCUCUUCAAGCUCUUGUUUGAAGGUACUUCUGUUGAAUGGUACACAUGAUCGAGAAACUAGUGGCUUCUCUGCUUCUAGAUUUGUAUCUGCCAUUACAGAUGCUCUAAAUCGAACUUAUGGAGAUCCUCAGAAUCGUCUUAAGAACCCUCCAAGUCAGUAUAUCAAUACUCUUCUAGUGCCCAAAGAUGGUCAAAUUCCUGUAGAUGUUCAAUGCUUGGCUUCACAAGGAAUCUUUCAUGUGAUAACUGUGGAUUCAAUAUGUGAUCCCGACAUGGGUAUAAUUUUUGACCCAAAAUCAUUAAUAAGAGCUCUGGCAGAUUUGAUAGGCAGACAAACGACCACAAAUGUUAUAGAGGCACAGUGAAUCUAUGGAAGCACAAACAAUAUUAGCAAGCUGGUUAAAUUACACAUGACACCUGAUCUUGCUUCAUGUCAGGUCCAUUUUGAGAUGUUUAGCACAUCUUGUAGUGAUUCCAAAAAAUGAAAAUAUCGUGGGAUUCUCAGAAUCUCAGAUAGAUUUGUUCUGCCUCAUGUAUCCAGCAUGUGAAAUUGAUUCAAGGGGAUAUUUGAAGACAUAACCCAUUUGGUUUUUAUCAACUGAUAAAUGGGGAAGCCUGGUUCCCCUGCUCUGUGUUUCAAAUUCCGUGAAAUACUUGGUGUUGUAUGUUUGUUCCUCGAGUUUUUCCCUUCAAUCCAGUAAAUAUGGUGCAGUUGCGGUUCCCCCGAGUGCAGAAAGGGAAACCAUGAAAUGUGCAGAAUUUAAGAUGUAUUUAUGUAUUCUGAAUAUGCAAACUUCAAAACAUGAUUAUAUUGUUCUCUGUAAGUAAAUUUGAUUUGCAUUUUGUACCCUUUUCCUGAAA
This is a messenger RNA of Vitis riparia (riverbank grape), 2427 nucleotides long. RefSeq lists its product as uncharacterized. The coding region runs from base 543 to 1931 and encodes 462 amino acids. The transcript is spliced from 13 exons. The record is from RefSeq and is a predicted model, not a curated record. Gene Ontology annotation, molecular function: LPPG:FO 2-phospho-L-lactate transferase activity. Lineage: Eukaryota; Viridiplantae; Streptophyta; Magnoliopsida; Vitales; Vitaceae.